Molecule: messenger RNA, 245 nt
Organism: Rattus rattus (black rat)
Lineage: Eukaryota; Metazoa; Chordata; Mammalia; Rodentia; Muridae
Gene: Ndufb1
Product: NADH:ubiquinone oxidoreductase subunit B1
Exons: 1
Coding region: 1-147 (48 amino acids)
Cellular component (GO): mitochondrion
Source: RefSeq, a predicted model, not a curated record
AUGACCGUACUUCAGCUUGUGCGUGAGCACUGGGUUCAUAUACUUGUCCCUAUCAGAUUUAUCUUUGGAUCUUAUCUAGACAGGAAGGAUGAUGAAAAGCUCACUGCGUUCCGGAAUAAGAGUAUGCUAUUUCAAAGGGAACUCUGAGGCCCAAUGAAGAAGUUACUUGGAAGUAAAAAUGGAUUAAAUCACAGAAUGUUCACAUUUUAAAAGUUAUUGGAGAAAUAAAAAAGUUUAUUAUUUAA